Dromaius novaehollandiae (emu) is the source of this 2593-nucleotide messenger RNA. RefSeq names its product tapasin-related protein-like. Bases 167 to 1492 code for a protein of 441 amino acids. NCBI's taxonomy places the organism in Eukaryota, Metazoa, Chordata, Aves, Casuariiformes, Dromaiidae. The record is from RefSeq and is a predicted model, not a curated record. The transcript has 10 exons.
GUCAGUAGGCCAAACAUUUCCUGGGCUUGCUUUAUAAAUACUUCAGCAGUCCCGCCCUAGUGAUUCGGCAGCAGCCUGGGGGUAAAGUGAAAGCGAAAAUGAGACUGAAGUACAGAGCAGGAAGAGGCUGUGCAGGGGGCACCUUUCCAAAUCCAGCAGCUCCACUAUGAAUUACAGGACAUGUUUAAUAGCUGGCUGUUUUCUGUGCAUUGGAAUUGCAAGGAAUUUGAAUGGAAUUGCUACAGCAGGUUCAAGUUUCAGGAAAAGCAGGCAGCUUUCCUGCGUGUUCGAGACGAGCAAAAUCAUCCCUCUGUCAAAAGAGAUCGAGACUAUUAGGCUGAAUGUCAGGCUCCUGCUGAGUGGAACUGAAUCAAAAGAGGCACAGAGAUCUCACUCAGAAAAUCUACAAGAGAAUAUCCCCUCAUUUUUUGUAGAAGAGUCCUCAGUGGAUAUUCUUCAGCAUGCAAAUGAGGAUAUCAAUGCACUCAACUGUAGGAUCAGCACAUACUUUACAGCUAACACUCAGAUCAUCUGGCCUGGGAAAGAAAUCAGAGCCAGCAGUUUGGACUCUUGGUUCAUCUGCACCAUAAAACACACAGCUGAAAAAUUCGCAACUACAGCCUUUCUUGUGCAAACCCGCCAAGAAAAUGAGAACCACAAUCAAGGACAGCUUUCUCAGGGAAUUGCAGAGCAAUCGCAUGUUUCAGCUGUGUUCCUGGUGCACACAAGACCACUUGUAGUCAAGUCAGCCUUGUCUAAGGAUGUCUUAUUUGAUUGUGCCUUCUCCAUCGACCACCAAGCAGAUGUGACCAUCCAAUGGCUAUUUCGUCGGAAAGGGGGGCACAAGAAACUCAUAUUCACUUACAGUGGAUCCAGCAAGCAGGUGGAACACACAACUGACCGAGCUGAGAUGUUCCUAGAGGAAAUCUCCAAGGGAAAUGCUUCUCUGUUACUCAGAAACGUGGGAAUGAGAGAUGAAGGAACAUACUCUUGCUCAGUGUCAGUGUCUUCUCUUACUGGGGAACAGACAAUCCAGCUACAAAUAGAAGAAAAACCCACAGUGAUCGUCAAUGUUGACUCCCUGUCCCUGGUGGAAGGAGAGCAGCACAAGCUGGUCUGCGAUAUCAGAAACUAUUACCCGCUUGACGCCCAGGCUCAGUGGCUCCGAGAGCUGAAGGGGUCCAGGAAGGUCCCUGAUGUGGUGAAGAACGUUCUCUCGAGCAGCCACAGACAGAGCAGCAACGGGACAUACAGCUUCUCCCGAUACUUCCUGCUCACGGCCUCCCUGGAGGACAACGGGCACACGUACACGUGCCGGGUCGACCAUCAGAGUCUGCAGUCCCCCAUCAGGAGAAGCGUGAUUGUGAAAGUGAGAGAAGGUACCUCCAUCAUCUGGCUGCUUCUUCUCCUCCUUGGCCUCACUGUGUGCCUCACUGUGAUGCUAUGCUACCUUCACAAAGUGAGGAGCACUGCUAAGCCCAAGCCUUAUUAGCCUGCAGGACCUUUAGUUCCAGACAGGAAAAAGAAAUCCAGGACGGAUAGUGGAAAGAAGUGACUUCAUCUUGGACUAGAUUCACUUUGUUUCAGCCAGAGAUGGGAUUUGGCCAAACGCAGAUUCUGAUUCAGUGCUGUCUCAUAAUCUUCUUCUGGGCAAGCGGAGAAUCUGGAUUUGGUAAAACAUCCUGCAGGUUUCGCAGCUGGGAAUAACGACACAAAGUUUCAGAGGAAUGCACAGCUGGACCCAGUGGAUUCUGCAUGCAGGUUUUAGAUUAGAUGAACUGUGUUGGUUUACACUGCUUUUUUAAAUGAGGCAGCAGAUGCUUUGGGGGUAUUUUGCACAUACUCAUUUCUUGUUUCUACACAGUGACAGGUUUCAGCAGUAUAAUCAGAGCUAACAUCACUUUGUCUACGCUGGUAUAGUUAAGGCUGUAUAAUGCAUGUAGACAAAACCAUCAGGGAGUCUGGCCUGCAAUCAUGGAGUGCCCUAUUGCCCUGCCCUAUACUUCAGGUAGUCACUUCUGCCAGCGUGCACUGGCUAUUCCAGCUUUUACUGGCGAGCUUUUUCGUGUGUGCAUCAUGCUGGUGAAGCUGUGUGACCCGCAGCACGGUUCAGUGACCAGGGUGGCAUUUUUUUAAAUGACAGGUGGUGCACAACCAUCGUCUUUCUAAACAUCCUAGAUUUAAAUGCCACAAAAUCAGGUACCACGGCAGCCAGUUUGUUACGCAGAGCACGCCCAGGUAGCAUCCCACCAGCUGCAGCACGGAGAGCAACCAGAGCCUCCCUGGUUCAGGCCCCGGAUGGUUUAGGGUCUAGACACCUAGAAAUUUGCCUCUUGCUGCAAGCCACCGAAUGGCCACCACUGAAAUCGGCUGAGGACGAGAGAUUUUGAGGGGCGAAGAUGGGGGUUGGACUGCGUUUGGCUGUUUGGUUGCUCUUGCAGUAGAGUGGAGUUGACGCUCAGAAGCGAUGAGAGACUUUUAUCAUUUUGUACCAAAGUAAAUAAGAUGUGCGUGUUGGUUUCUUUAACUUUUGUCACAGGCAAAGUGGGGAGCUGUAAGAAUAAUUUUUACAAUAAAGAUUCAUUAAGAGGAA